This is a messenger RNA of Oryza brachyantha (malo sina), 669 nucleotides long. RefSeq names its product glutaredoxin-C10. The record is from RefSeq and is a predicted model, not a curated record. The coding region runs from base 152 to 469 and encodes 105 amino acids. The transcript has a single exon. NCBI's taxonomy places the organism in Eukaryota, Viridiplantae, Streptophyta, Magnoliopsida, Poales, Poaceae.
UCCAACUUCCAAAGCAUCUGAAGAACACUCGCAGAGAGUGAUCAUCGAGCUAGCUAGCUAGAGAUCGACAGUGAUCAGAAACUUCUAGAAGCAUCUAGAACUAAUUAAGCUCUCUCCUGAGUCCUGACAUAUAGGCGAUCGAGUCAUCGAGAUGGAGAGGGUGACGAAGCUGGCGUCGGAGCGGGCGGUGGUGGUGUUCACGGCGAGCAACUGCGGCAUGUGCCACGCCGUGACGAGCCUCCUCGGCGAGCUGGGCGUCAACGCCGCCGUGCACGAGCUGGACAGGGACCCCCGCGGCCGGGACAUGGAGAGGGACCUCGCCCGGCGCCUCGGCGGCCGUGGCCCGCCCGUCGUGCCGGCCGUCUUCAUCGGCGGCAACCUCGUCGGCGGCGCCAACAGGGUCAUGUCGCUGCACCUCGCCGGCGAGCUCGUCCCCAUGCUCAAGAACGCCGGCGCGCUCUGGCUCUAGACGUAUAGUAAUUAGUAGGAAGACUACGUAAUUACUACUUAAUUAUACGUACUAAUUAAGCGCGCAUGCAUGCAAUACAAAUUAAGCCAGGUUUUUUAUGCCCUGUGCUGAGAAUAAUUUUUUUUAGCGCGUAAAUAUUUGCACGUCAAUAUAUUGCUGAGAAUAAAUCGAGUGGUGUAAUGGUGUUUCAGUUGUUUUAA